GAAUUCUUGACAAUGGUCAAUAUCUUGUUUUAUGUACUCGGAAAGAACAAACUGAAUUACUUUCUCAAGCAUUGUAUGUUGAAAUCGAUAUGGCAUUUAAAAGGGUUCAUGGUAUUACAAAUGAAUGGGAAAUUUGUGCAUAUGCUAAUCGUUAUCAAAAAAAGUUUGGACAAUAUCUUCAUUCGAAAUAUAGCCAUUUGUUAUGUGAAGAAUAUUUAAAGCAUAUUUAUAAAUUAUGCCAAGUUCAUUUUAAUCAGAAUAUUCGAAAUAAAGCUGUAUCCGAUGAAACAAAAGAAUUAAUGUAUUCCAUUACUAAAUUAGAUACUAAAGAACAAGUAUUAAACGUGUUAGAAAAAAUUAAAGAAUCGGGUGAACAAGAAGCAACAG
This is a messenger RNA of Racocetra persica, 387 nucleotides long. The record is from the annotation of a GenBank genome assembly. Lineage: Eukaryota; Fungi; Glomeromycota; Glomeromycetes; Diversisporales; Gigasporaceae.